AAGAGUCUGGCUGGGGGGCUGAAGGGCCACCAUGUUGCACUGUGCGGGACCCCACACCAGCAAACUUCUCAAACAGGUGGCCGCCUGCUGCCUGCUGCUGCCCCGCUUCCUGCUCACGGCGCUGAUGCUGUGGCUGCUGGAUUUCCAGUGCAUCAGGAGGAGGGUCCUGGUAACCGCCAGGGAGGAGAGCAGCCCGGAGCUGGAGGACCCCCCGCUGUGCGUGUCCGACUCCAACCGUAUGUGCACAGUGGAGUCGCUGCGAGCGGUCUGGCACGGACAGAAGCUGGACUACUUCAAGUCUGCGCACCUGGGCAGCUCUGCCCCCAACACUGAGGUGGUGAUGCUGGAAGGGCGCAGGCUGUGCAGGAUCCUGGAUUUCUCCCAGGGCAAGAGACCGCUGGUUGUCAAUUUCGGCAGCUGCACCUGACCCCCAUUCAUGGCUCGCCUGCAAGCCUACCGCCGCCUGGCAGCCCAACACGUCGGCACGGCAGAUUUCCUGCUGGUCUAUAUAGAGGAAGCGCACCCGUCCGACGGCUGGGUCAGCACCGACGCCUCCUACCAAAUCCCCCAGCACCAGUGCCUGCAGGACCGCUUGGCGGCGGCUCAGCUCAUGCUCCAAGGUGUGCCGGGCUGCAGGGUGGUGGCGGACACCAUGGACAAUUCAUCCAACGCCGCCUACGGUGCCUACUUUGAGAGACUUUACAUUAUCCUGGAGGGCAAGGUGGUGUACCAGGGAGGGCGGGGGCCGGAAGGCUACAAGAUCUCGGAACUGAGGAUGUGGUUGGAGCAGUACCAGCAGGGCACGAUUGGUACCUCGGGCACCGGCCAUGUGGUCAUCCAAGUCUAAUCAGUGGCAUUGAAUGAAGGGGAGGAAAGUAACCCAGUACUGUAACCAGCAGUAUUAUAUUAUAUAUAGGCAGGUGGAACCUGUUAGGUGAAGCCACUCAUCUCCUUGGGCAUCAAUGAUUGCGACCAAACGACUCAUCCUAAAAUACCGAUGCGACAAAUGUUGAUGUGUAGUAAGCUGCAAGGCAAGGGCAUCCCAUCUGCGCACCUCUGGCUGCGGCUGAAUUGCAACUUCCAACACUUCCUGACCCAUUAGGGAGCUGGAAGGAGUUGUAAUUGAAGAGCUGCUGGAGGGUCGCGGCUUGGAUGUCAUUGCCAGAAUAAGCUACAGUGACUGUCUGUCUGUCUGUCCUUGCUCCUUUCCCCACUUGUGUGCGACUAGUGCUGUGUGAAUUGGGGCGGGAGUACAAGGUGCGUGUCACUGGAGCCUCCCACACUGACUCUGCAGGUGUUUGCAAAUGACGACCGAUUUUGAAAUGGUUUCACGGCCAAAAACUCGUGUCUGACACCCCUUCCUUCCCCAAACUACCUGCAGGCUCCGGUGUCGGGCUCCUCCAGUGGAUUUAUUUAUGUGAUUUUUGUAAGCAGACUUUUAUAUAAAGGAUUUUUUACGAUUAAAAACUUAGCACAAAGGCG
Messenger RNA from Xenopus tropicalis (tropical clawed frog), 1482 nucleotides. It is a transcript of the gene dio3, whose product is annotated as deiodinase, iodothyronine, type 3. The transcript has a single exon. The record is from RefSeq and is marked reviewed. Gene Ontology annotation, cellular component: endosome membrane; plasma membrane. NCBI's taxonomy places the organism in Eukaryota, Metazoa, Chordata, Amphibia, Anura, Pipidae. Gene Ontology annotation, molecular function: thyroxine 5'-deiodinase activity; thyroxine 5-deiodinase activity. Gene Ontology annotation, biological process: thyroid hormone catabolic process.